AUGUCGAAAUCACCACCCCUCAAGAAAAUGACGGCAAUUCGCCCGAUUCCCGAAGCCGUCAUGGAAAGUUCGGAUAGUAGUGACUCAUGUGCUACAACCAGCAAUAAUAAUGACAUGAACUUAAGCCUGUACAAACCGAGUUUUAAAUACAACGAUUUCGUUAACAAACUGGACUCUUAUAAUAAUAACCAGUUGCUACUACCUACGCAGUUUUAUAAGACGCUGCUUGCUAAAGCAGUGUUAUCAAGCAAUGAUGAUAAAAGCAACGUGUAUAAAAAUAUGUUUUUUGGAAAAGAUCGAGAUUUUGAUCAGAAAGCAUUUGGUUGGGAUGGCAGCCAGACUGGUGGAAAUCCUUCAGGGCCACAAUCAGGUGGUGUUGGAGGGCAGGGUGCUCAAGGACUGGUCCAUUGGAUGAGUGUUAUGGCGGAACAUAUGGACCCCUCGAUGUCCCAUUAUAUGCCCUGGAAUCAAGAGUCGUUGCAUCAUCAUUAA
Molecule: messenger RNA, 492 nt
Organism: Diabrotica balteata
Lineage: Eukaryota; Metazoa; Arthropoda; Insecta; Coleoptera; Chrysomelidae
Source: the annotation of a GenBank genome assembly